GACACCACCUCUUCCGUUCCGUUCCGUUUCUCCCUCCCCCUCCAACCAGGCAACCCCCCAGCGCAGAAGCACGGAGCUUCUCCACACACACCGCACCGCCCCCGCCCGCGCGAAUACCGAGGCGCCCCUCCGAUCCGCCCUCCCCACCGCGUCCCCUAGGGCUAGGGUUCCGCGCCCUCGUCCUCCCCGCCUCCCGACGCGGCCCCGCCACGCCAUGAGGGUCCACCCGGCCCCGCGGAAGCGCACCAUCGCCGUGCAGCGCUGCGCGGCCGCGGGCGCGCUCGGCGGGAAGAAGCUGCGCCGCCUGCCGCACAUCUUCGCCAAGGUGCUGGAGCUCCCGUUCGCGGCCGACGCGGACGUCUCCGUCGAGGAGGACGCGGCCGCGCUGCGGUUCGUCGCCGCCGCCGUCGACGGGUUCUCCCCCGCGGGCGCCCGCGCGCACGCCGUCGAGAUCCACCCGGGGGUCACCAAGGUCGUCGUCCGGGACCUCGCCUCCGGCGGCGCCCACGACGACGACGGGGCCGCGGCCUUCGAGCUCGACCGGUGGCGCUUCCGCCUCCCGCCCUGCACGCGCCCCGCCAUGGCCACCGCCACCUACGCCGAGGGCGAGCUCGUCGUCACCGUCCCCAAGGGCGCCGGCCCCGAUGACGGCGACGGCGACGGCGACGGCGACGGGGCCACCGUCCUCGGAGGCGCGGAGAGCGUCCUUGUGCUUGUAUAGUAUAUUUAUGCCAUGACUCGCCUGUUUCUACUACUACUAAUAUCAAUAUUUAUAUCAUGCGAGAUAAUGAUGAUGAUGAUAAUAUGCUAAUAACAGAGCAGUGAGAGUAUGAACAAUGGAUGCGGAUCACCGUUUGCUUUGAAUCCUCUGAUCUGCUCAUGCUGCUCUUGGUGGUCCUGUGUCUGUUCUUGCAAACCACUUGUGACAUAUAACUGUACUUUUAAGUUGGUUAGGCGGGUUAAGUUCAGCAUGAAUUAGCAUUCAGGCAUUUGUUGCAUUAUGAUUAGCUCAGUGAAAUUGAAUAAUCAAAUGAUCUGGGUUAGAAAUUGGGAUAUGCUAAUCAGGUUGGUUCAGGAAUUGGGAAGUUGCUUCAAUAGACUCUUCAUGGGAGAUGAAGAAUCACCUUUGUAUCUAGUGAUGUUUUGUAGUAAGCUAGCGAAUCUGGACACUGCAAGACUAAGAGUUGACCCAAUAAUUCACUUGAUGCUGGAGUGCUUUUGAGCAAAUUUUCAAUCUCAUUGCAUCUGAGAUGGACAGAUGAUUUUAGUGUCUGGUGGUAGUUGUCAGGCAACUUGGCUAUUUUAGUUAUCUAUGUGCUUCUGUUGUGCAGAACUGAUGGAAAUGAUUGCGUUGUGAUUUGGUGGUUAAGAUGUCACGGUUUGAUUAAUUCAGGUUUUCUUUUUCUUAUCAGCUUGUCUAUAACUUAAUCCAGGCGCCUGGGUCAUAAUCUUUGGGCGUAUUUUAACCCCUCGGAUUGGUGAUGCCUGUCAAUUACCAAACUGUUUAAAGGAGAUAUCUUGUUUUGCAUGCAUCA
Messenger RNA from Panicum hallii, 1535 nucleotides. RefSeq lists its product as uncharacterized. Lineage: Eukaryota; Viridiplantae; Streptophyta; Magnoliopsida; Poales; Poaceae. The record is from RefSeq and is a predicted model, not a curated record. The coding region runs from base 215 to 721 and encodes 168 amino acids. The transcript has a single exon.